Bombus impatiens (common eastern bumble bee) is the source of this 957-nucleotide messenger RNA. RefSeq names its product group XIIA secretory phospholipase A2 (gene GXIVsPLA2). Gene Ontology annotation, biological process: phospholipid metabolic process; lipid catabolic process; arachidonate secretion. Gene Ontology annotation, molecular function: A2-type glycerophospholipase activity; calcium ion binding. The transcript has 4 exons. Bases 162 to 857 code for a protein of 231 amino acids. Lineage: Eukaryota; Metazoa; Arthropoda; Insecta; Hymenoptera; Apidae. Gene Ontology annotation, cellular component: extracellular region. The record is from RefSeq and is a predicted model, not a curated record.
AUACAUUACAAGAUGAAAGUACAUAUAUUGUGGGAACUAUUUCAUCGUUUGUCACCACGUGUCCGCGAUCGAGUAUACCUUUAUGUGAGUCAAUUUACCUAAAAAUAUCCUGACAAACGAGUGGAACAGUGUAUCAGUAAGUGCGUUAGGAUUAUACAAAAAUGGAUUUUUCUCAAUAUCGGAAAGCUCUAGUUUACGUUUUGACAUUUCUGGCUUACGCGUGGUCAGGCUACGGUGCUGGUUUAUUAUCAAAUUUAAAGGAUGCUGUAUUAGCAGCAGAAUCGGUAUUUCAAGAUUUAUUUGAAAAUGCAAUUACCGUAGCUAGGAAAAUUAAGGAUAUACACGAAGUGUUCGAUGCAGCGGUGGAAGAGAACUGUAUCUUUCAAUGCCCAGGAGUCGAUCUCAAAACACGAUAUCAAUGGUCAAACUAUGACACGAUGAUAACACGUCAUAAUAUCCUGUAUGUAUUAUAUGUAUGGGUCACACCGAAACCAGAUUGGAAUCAUAAACCUCAAAGUAACGGAUGUGGUUCUUUAGGAAUUGAAAUAAACCAGGAGUACCUACCACUUGCGGAAAUGACGAAAUGUUGUGAUGCGCAUGACAUUUGUUAUGACACUUGUAAUUUGGAUAAGGAGAAAUGUGAUUUAGAAUUCAAGAGGUGUCUGUACAAAUAUUGCGAUGGAUAUCAAUCGGCUGCGAUAAUAAAUACGUGCAAAGCUGCUGCGAAAAUGCUUUUUACCGGUACAACUGCUUUGGGAUGCAAGAGUUACAUGGAUGCGCAGAAGAAUGCUUGCUACUGUGGAGAUAAAUGGAAUAAGAAACCGAAAAAAGCUGCUCAAGCUGGUGGAGAAUUGUAGAAAUAAUUUUAUAGAAUACUUAACAUUUGUAAGAUGCUAAUUAUCCUCAUACCUCGUUUGUGAAUUUCUAGUAAAUAAAUACGUUUUGUAUUUACCAUUA